This is a messenger RNA of Lingula anatina, 3069 nucleotides long. RefSeq lists its product as uncharacterized. Gene Ontology annotation, biological process: signal transduction. Gene Ontology annotation, molecular function: signaling receptor activity; protein binding. The record is from RefSeq and is a predicted model, not a curated record. NCBI's taxonomy places the organism in Eukaryota, Metazoa, Brachiopoda, Lingulata, Lingulida, Lingulidae. Gene Ontology annotation, cellular component: plasma membrane.
UGGAAGAGACUGCCAAACAUGCCUCCGGCGGUGAGUUCGCGGUCACGUCACGCAUGGAAAUAACACGGAAGGUUAAAGUGCUUGGUGUAUAUUUAGUUAGACGCGCCUAAUACUUUGUUUUAAACAGAUUUAAAGAGCGUAAUGUUACUUUUGAGACCAGUUCGUGUGUGAUACAGCAUGGGGGUAUUACUGAGAACAUGAGGUGGUUUGAAAUCUGGCUAGCGCUAUGCUGGGUGACGGUCAGCUUGGAGAAGAGGACGCUGGCGCUGGCGAAAGGGGGAUGUUUUGAGGAGUACGCCGAGGUGUACCAGGAGACGUACUUGAGGGCCGAACCCGUGGUCACCCAUGUCUCCGUCACUCAGUCCUGUGGUAUAUUUGGGUGGGGCAGAUGCCGCGUGCAAAGACGUAUUACAAAGACUCGUCACGUGACCGCAACCCGCCUGGCAACGAGACUUCGGAAACGAUGCUGCGAGAACUGGACAGGGGAGCUUUGCGAUCAAAGUUUAAUUACUUCCACAGUGUCAAGUUCCCCGUCCACUACUCCUACUUCUACAAUGACCAGGCCACCCCCAAUAAUCGUGACAGUGUCAAAAUCUCCUGGAACCUCCUCAGAACACAGCAGUACGAGCUUUAGGAAGCCAACAAAGGUUCUCAUACCCACGCAGGACCUCUGGCCCAGUACAGGUACGGAGUCCACGCCAGGAUUAUCUGGUCAGACUACGGCAAGAGGAACCCCAGGAACGAAUUCUACUGUAAAGGCACCUGCAACUCCAACCUUAAGACCGACGCCAAUACUGACGCCAAUGCCAACAGCACUGCGACCUAGUCCUACAGGGCUACGGCCGACGACUUGGCCCGGGCCGACGCCAUCUUCAACACCAAUACCAAGACCUUCACUAAUGCCGUCACGUACUGCAGAGCCAACGCCCACGCCACAAACUCCAAGAAGGCCUACCCCAACAAAAGGACAGGGGCCACAGCCAACGCCCAUGCCAGAAACUCCAAAAAGGCCUACUCCAUCAGUGUUUCCGGGGCUAGAGCCAACGCCUUGGAUACCGCCACGAACUGCAGGGCCAACGCCCAUGCCAGAAACUCCAAAAAGGCCUACUCCAUCAGUGUUUCCGGGGCUAGAGCCAACGCCUUGGAUACCGCCACGUACUGGAAGGCCAACGCCCAUGCCAGCGACCACGCUAUCGCCAACGCCAUCGCCAUCGCCACGUACUGCAGUACCAAGGCCAGGGACAGUUGUCACUCCUUCACCCAGUACUGUGACGCCGCAACCCAAGCCCCCCGACAAGACCCCCUCUUCGUGGACGGAUGUCCCAACACGGUAUGUGCCAGACCAAGGUUCCGGAGUAACCCAUUUCAAUGUCAGCGUGACCUCCUCGUCGUCACCGAGUUUGCAAACGUCACCAACUGCGUCAGCUACGACCCACGAGGAGCAAUAUAUGACAACCACCCAUGAUGCACGAGGCGCAUGGACAACCGCAGGCGAUAAGGGGCACUUGACAUCACCUAGCGUGUGGUCAGCUGUGACUACCGCGGGCGAAACGGACGGUGUAACACCAACGCUAAUUCACCUGUCUUCAGAUGUUACCAUCUCCUUUUUGUCAAGAAAUGUAAGCGAAGAGCUCCUCUUCCUCUGUGAGUUUGAUUUUCAUCGCCCUUUCGAUAGCAAGACGUGUGAAUUGAAGUGGCUACGCCAUGGACAGCGAAUCAGCAAGAUCAGCUCUCGUUUCCACGAGAAUUUCUACAGCGGCAAAGGAAGAACCCGUUUUCUAAAUGUCCUGAAAAUCUCGCCACUGAAUAGGACGGACGUGGGGGAGUACGUGUGUGUGGCAAGCACGGAGACGGCGUCCAGUAAUGUGUCAGUUGAGAUAAGAGAGCUCUUGGUAUCGGAACCAAUUGGUACUAACCAACCUUUUCAUAUUGACAACCGUGCCGCCAUAGCGACCAUCACUGGUCUGGCGUUGUUGUUUGUGGUGACAGUGGUGGUUUUGCCUUGGGUCGUGUACCAGAAACGGUUUAUCAUAAAACUGAGAGCGAAGAGAUAUUUUGGAAAGUACGAAGAUACAGAUGAUAAGCUUUAUGAUGUAUUCGUGUCUUACUGCCCAGACUCGGUAGACGAAAUAUUCGUCGUUCGAACACUGGUUCCUAAACUGGAACAGACAUAUAAUAUGCGAGUGUGUGUUGACUACAAGGAAUUUUUGCCUGGAGAAGUCCUAAGUGUCAGUGUGAUAGAAGCCGUGGAAUCAAGCCGAAGAACAAUUCUCGUUCUCUCUCCGAGAUUUAUCGAGAACGGCUGGUGCAGAUUUCACUUUCUUAGCGCGCAGUUGGAAAUGCUUCAAUCCAAGCACAGCAUUAUACCUUUGAUAUAUGAAGACAUAAGUAAAAUAAGUUCCACAGACAAAGAUCUCAGAAAUAUACUUAAGAUUGCCAAACCAGUGCGGUGGCCAUCGGAGAGAAGGCCGAGGACUGAAAACAACUUCUGGGACCACUUGCAUUUAAUGUUGCCAAAGAAACGAAAACCAUCGUCUGGUUUUAGGGUAAACUUUUCUCGAUGGGUGUUUGCAAGCAAUAAAGUGGAUUAUGUCAGUACAGAUCUGAGUUAUGACACUAGCAGGCCAAAAUCGAGGUCCGAACGCUCAAAUGGGGUCAUAAGCCCGGCAGAUUUUACGGACUUAAAACUCCACAUAGAAGACAUUGUUUGACAAUGUCGGCGUUGCAGCAGUGAUUAACCUAUAGGAUACAGGUCUAAUUGGUCGGUUAGUUCCAGAUACUUGACUAGAGUCAUCAUCGGUUGGACUAGUUUAAAGGGAAUGUGCCUUCCAAAUGAUGGCACAGGACCAGACACACACGAGCACGUGCUUUGUCGCAAACGACAUUUAUACUGGGUUCCCAUACCUACAUCGAUCUCACAGGAUCGAUCCAUCUCCAAAUGUUUUCUCAUUAAAUUGCUUUCCACUUAAGCGUCUUAUAUUUCUGGCACACCUAAUGAAGCUGUUAAACGAUAAUUAAUUAUCCCCUCACAGCUUCAGUAGGCGUGACAGACAUCUAAGCCGCUUAAGC